GGAUGUCGCAUCAGUCGCAUCGCAAGCCCACAUACCACGACACGGUAUCACGGCGACAACAUUCACAGGCCAUUGUCGAGGCCAGCUACUUUUUCAAUUUCUCGAGUUAUUUUUUGUCAAUACAAAACUUUUUAUGAAGAAAAGUGAAAUAUUUAAAAAAUGAUCAUUAUAUUAAAAACUUUGAUCCUGUUAUCAGUUCUCAAUUCAGUAUACACAGAAGAAGCAUUUGACGAAACAGAAAACGAAAUAAGUGAUUAUGAAGAUUUCUUAACCAGAUCUUUCAGUGACCAAUUACAGAGGGACUCCGAUUUACCGAAGGAAGGAAAUAAUAGCAGAAAUGCCAAGUUACUGUGGCCGCAUCCUCAAAGCCCCAUAAUAGAUUAUGUUAAAAAAACUGUUGCGAAAAAACAUGUGCCCCAAAAUGCUGGUGACCUCUUCAGUUUUCUAAGGGACCAAUUUCCACUUCCUGGAGGUCUUCAAUCGCCUCUCUCCGAGUAUGACUACGUAAUCGUAGGCGCUGGAUCUGCUGGCAGCACCCUCGCCGCCAGGUUGACCGAAGACCGGAACUGCACUGUACUGCUCUUAGAAGCUGGCAAGCCAGAGAUGAUCCUCACUGAUAUACCGGCUUUGGCUCCCUACUUCCAGUCAACCGACUACGCGUGGCAGUACUAUAUGGAGCGAGAAGAGGGUGUUUGCAUGGGUAUGAAGAACCAGAGGUGCUUCUGGCCAAGAGGCAAGGCUGUGGGAGGCACGAGCGUCAUCAACUAUAUGAUCUACACUCGGGGCCGUCCGCAGGACUGGGACCGAAUCGCCGCUGACGGGAAUUAUGGAUGGUCCUAUAAUGAGGUCCUAAAAUAUUACAAGAAGUCUGAAAGAGCCAAACUAAAAGGAUUUGAAAGGAAUCCGUAUAGAAGCCAAGUUGGAGAAUUACCCGUACAAUUUGUACCCGUAAAAACAAAGCUUAUCAAGGCAUUUUUGGAAGCCGGCAGGAUCCUGGGACACCCUACAGUUGACUACAACGCUCCCGACGGCUUCGGUUUUGGGAAAGUGCAAGUAACCAUCAACAAUGGACAUAGACAAAGUGCUGCCAAAGUUUUCCUACACCCACACAAGAAGAGGCGGAACCUUCAUAUUUUGCCAGAAAGCACUGUCACCAAAAUACUCAUAGAUCCCCAAACUAACACUGUGUACGGAGUGGAAUAUUCAAGAAACGGUUUGACGUGCACGGUACGGGUGCGAAGAGAAGUCAUAUUAUCAGCGGGACCAAUCGCUUCACCACAGCUUCUGAUGUUAUCCGGGGUAGGACCGAAAGAGCAUUUAAGUCAAGUUGGAAUACCUCUAAUAAAAGAUUUACCAGUUGGCAAAACACUAUAUGAUCAUAUAUGUUUUCCGGGUCUUAUUUUUGAACUUAACACAACAGGCGUAAGCUUUUCUGAACGGGAAGCAACUCAAGUUUCUUCAAUUGUGCAAUGGUUCCAUACCGGCGACAACAGCCUCGCAUCUCCUGGAGCAGUUGAAGGUAUAGGAUAUAUUAAAACGCCAGUUUCGGAAGACCCUGAACAUGUUCCUGAUAUGGAACUAAUCAGUAUUGGUGGAUCGAUUAUAGCUGAUGGCGGUCCCGGCGGAAGUAAAGCCGUACGGAAAGGUAUGAGAAUAAAAAGUAAAGUAUUUGAUGAAGCUUUCGGAUCAUUGGGAACUAAGGAUACGUGGAGUGCAUUCCCAAUGUUGCUGCAUCCUAAAUCGUGUGGUUUCCUAGAGUUAAAGGACAAGAACCCGUGGAGCCACCCGCGCAUGAGGGGGAACUAUCUGUCAGACAUUUACGGGCAAGAUGUGGCGACAUUCGUGGCGGCAAUCCGGCACGUGCAAGCGUUGGCGAGUACAGAGCCGUUCCAGCGGUUUGGCGCCAAGUUGCAUCGCGCGCAAUACCCGGCCUGCCGCGAGAUACCCUUCGACUCGGAUGCCUACUGGGAGUGUGCAGUGCGAACGCUCACAGCUACGUUGCACCACCAGAUCGCCACGUGCCGCAUGGGUCCAGCCGGUGACCCUCGAGCUGUCGUCGACCCAAGGCUGCGAGUAUAUGGCCUGCGAAACCUACGAGUCGUCGACUCCAGCGUCAUACCGCGCACCAUCUCUGCGCACACCAGCGCGCCUGCGAUUAUGAUCGCCGAAAAAGCUGCGGAUAUGAUAAAGGAAGAUUGGGGACGAUAAAAUCUCUGCCAAAAAGCUCGACUCUUAAGUGAUUACUGAGUUGUCAGAGUGGUGACUCCCAGUGUUUCGAACCUUAGGUACGCAUUUACCUAGUCUUCGGUCCUGCAAUAUAGUAUGUUGUACUAUUGACAUGAAAUCUCAUAAUAAUAAGCUAGGCUAACCUAAAUCCUAAUACACAAUACAAGACUGUAUUCAUUUAAUUAAGAUUUAUUAUCCAGAGCAAUGCAUUUAUUCCAUUUUGAGGAUAUUAUCAAAUGAAAUAGAUUAGAUUUUAAGAAAAAUCAAUGUUUGGAUUUGAUGCCCAAUUAUUUGAUUUGGAUAAAAAAUGUGUACUUAAAUAUAUUAUCGAAGGCCAAAGGGCAUUUAGAGAAAUCGUAAGCAACACUUCGUAGCUCAAAGAAAUGCCAUAAUUAGGUAAGUUUGCACUUUUAGAUUACGUAUUUUAUAAGUUUAUGUCCUAAGAAAUAAUUUGAGACACUUAUGGUGUAAUAAAAUAUAAUAUUACGCAGGUCUUUUUAUUAACAGGAAAGCCUGUUCAUUAAGUACUUCAAGCAAGUUUUGUAUUAAAUAAGUGUCCUCGUUGAGAUAUGGCAAUGAACUACGUACGACUUAGUCCUUAUACUGCAUGAUGUUUGCCUUGCGUCGCGACGUCAUAAUGCCUUUAAUGUGGUAAGUUAUUCAUUAUUUACAUUUACGAAUAGACAACCCUUAAAUUGUGUUAAUACAUUUGAAUCCUAUUACAUAUAGUAUUAAUUAGAAGAGUUACACUUCAAAUCAUCAUCACCCUAGCCUAAUCUUUUUUGUGUCAUAAAAUAAAACUCAUAAAGAUAUCUAAAGGUACCGUCAAAAUGAAAGUCAAAUUUCGUUGCAAUUGUUGUCAUAAAAAUACAAUUUACGUAUGAACUACCUACUUGCACAAAUUGAAUCUUACUAUCUAAAUUCGCAAACAAUACACAUUAGUGUUAAGAGGGCUUUCGUGUGAAAAACAGUGAAAUCGCAACCGAGCGCUUGAUCAUACCG
Messenger RNA from Leguminivora glycinivorella, 3228 nucleotides. Its product is annotated as glucose dehydrogenase [FAD, quinone]-like. Lineage: Eukaryota; Metazoa; Arthropoda; Insecta; Lepidoptera; Tortricidae. Bases 160 to 2208 code for a protein of 682 amino acids. Gene Ontology annotation, molecular function: oxidoreductase activity, acting on CH-OH group of donors; flavin adenine dinucleotide binding. The record is from RefSeq and is a predicted model, not a curated record. The transcript has 5 exons.